AGGGCCCGUCAAGCCCGUCAAGCCCGUCAAUCAGGAGCUAUGGCUAUGGCGGCCAUGGCGGAAGCAGCGGCCGCGGCGAUGGAGGCCGAGAAAAGCGAGAAAGAAAGGGAUGGCGAGCUGGAGCUUGAUCUAACGCAGCGGGUCGAGAGCGCGGUCACUGCCCGCGCGACUUACAUCAAGGAGCACGCCGAGUCGCUCACGAUGGUUAGCUUCCGGCGCCUGCUGGAGGAGGAUCUAGGCAUGGAAACCACUGCGCUAGAUCCUCACAAGAAGAAGAUCAAGGAGCUAGUGGAUCACAUCAUGAAUGCUGAUGAUCCAGAAGUCACCGAAGCUGUAAUCAGAGAUGCUCUCGCUAAAAGGAGUUCUUAUCUCAAAACCGACUCACGGAACAUGAAGCUCGAACGAGUUAGACGUCUUUUGGAGGAAGAUUUGGGUCUACAAAAUUUUGCUCUUGACACAAAAAAGGAACUCGUAAAGUCUCUCCUUGACGAGGUUCUCAAUACUUCGGAUGUUACUAAAGAAGAAGAGCCUAGUGCUUCCGAAGUGGAAGCGCUGGAGACGGAGACAGGGACAGCCGCAGGAGUUAAGGAAGAGAAGAAAAGAAAGCUACAAAGCGCGGAAAAGUCGAGAAAGAAGAAAAGACUCGUUAAAAAGCUGGAGGAAACCGAUGAAUCUGAAAGGGAGGAUUCAGAGGAGGAUAAACCCCGCAAAAGAAAGUCAGGAAAGAAGAAAGCAAUUGUAAAGGAUUCCGAGGACGAGGACGAGGAUGAGCGAAAAUCAAGCAACCCAAAAUCGAGCAAGGAUGAAGUACACGCAAAGAAACCAGAGGAAACCGAGGCCGAGGAUACAAAGGAAUACAAUGCCGAUAGUGAUGAGAGUCCUGCGAAGAAGACGCCAAAGAAGAAGGCUGCGAAACCGCCGGAAUCAAAACCGGUUGUAAGUAAGGUCGUGGAGCAACUAAAGCAGAUGAUCAAGGCCUCUGGAAUAAAUAUCCCUCCUUCCGUUUACAAACGGGUGAAGCAAGUGCCAGAGUCAAAGCGGGAGAGUUCGCUGAUUAAAGAGCUCGAGAGCAUUUUGCAAAAGGAGGGAUUGAACAGGAACUCAUCGGAGAAAGAGCUCAAGGCCGUGAGAAAAAAGAAAGACAAGCAAAAGGACCUCGAAGGAAUUGAUGUAGGUAAUAUCAUCACAGAGGGGAGGGGGAGGAGGCAAGCAAACUUGUUUUACGAGCCACUCCCUUUUGCGAAGAAGAAGAGGAACAAGACCGUCCUCUCUGACGACGAGGAGAGCAGCAAGAGCGAAGAAGAGAAGAAGCAAGGCGGCGAGUAAGCAUCUGCGGCGUUCCCAUCGAUGAAUUCCAUAGCUCGUGCCAAAGAGUUUGAAGAGAUUUACUCGAUCAUGGAAGUUUGAUCCAAUCGAGACCUGUAUUAUAUCCACACAAGCGAAAGAAAAUCCGACCCUAGUGCCACUUAUUUGGAAGUAAAA
Selaginella moellendorffii is the source of this 1482-nucleotide messenger RNA. Its product is annotated as transcriptional regulator ATRX homolog. Gene Ontology annotation, cellular component: nucleus. NCBI's taxonomy places the organism in Eukaryota, Viridiplantae, Streptophyta, Lycopodiopsida, Selaginellales, Selaginellaceae. The record is from RefSeq and is a predicted model, not a curated record. Bases 40 to 1326 code for a protein of 428 amino acids. The transcript is spliced from 10 exons.